AUGCUCGCUGCAGCCACUGCAGCAACCGCUGCGCCAGGCGCUGCAUACGCCAGCAGCAGCAGCAGCAGCAGCAGCAGCAGCAGCCGAGAGUUUAUUGCUCUUUUGCCAAACGCAGAAGAGAGAAGGGCCUUCUUGUACGGCAUGCUGCUGUCUCCGCUGCGGUGGCAGUUUGUUGCUGCUGAGGGGUUGCUGCUGCAGCUGCCUGCUGCAGCGCUGCCCCUCACCCCCAGGGAGCGUCUCGUUGCUGCCUUUGCGGUGAAGUCUGUAUGGAGAGAAGAAGAGCUGCUGCCGCUGCUGCGCCCCUGCUACUUCGCCGCCGGACACAACCAGGACUUAGCAGUGAAGCUGGGGGCUCCGCCGGCCGGGUACUGCUUCGUGUUUCAGACGGUCUUGUCUGCGGCGACGCAGGAGAAGGUCACCUCCUUCAAGUCCAGGAACGUCCCUCUCCCCUUCUGGGAGCUCGAGUGA
Messenger RNA from Eimeria mitis, 468 nucleotides. RefSeq lists its product as uncharacterized. The transcript is spliced from 2 exons. NCBI's taxonomy places the organism in Eukaryota, Apicomplexa, Conoidasida, Eucoccidiorida, Eimeriidae. The record is from RefSeq and is a predicted model, not a curated record. Bases 1 to 468 code for a protein of 155 amino acids.